AAUUUUGGCGGAGAAUUCUUUGUUUCAGUUCUGCAAUCUUCAUCUUUUUUCUCUGCUUUCAAUCCCAACGUUUUUCCAUUUUCUCUCAAACCCUAACCAUGUCCAUGGUAGGACCUAAUCCUUCUCGUCGCAUUUCUGUCCAUCAAGCGCUCGGCGGUGGUCAAGUGGCUGAUUUGCUGUUAUGGAAUAAAUGGUAUGGUGGGGUGGUGACGCUCACGUCUGCAACUUCUUUCUGGUACCUGUUUGAAAGAGCCGGUUACAACUUCUUAUCUUUUGUCGCCAAUGUUCUAUUGCUUCUUGUCCUCAUUAUUUUUUUCUGGGCCAAAUCUGCUUCCCUUCUCAAUAGACCUCUACCUCCGCUUCCUGAUCUGGAAAUUUCUGAGGAAACUGUUUCAGUGGUUGCUGAUGAACUGCGACUGUGGGUCAAUUCUGUACUGUCAAUUGCACGUGAUAUUGCAAUAGGCAGAAACUUUAAGCUCUUUCUUCAGGUUGCUCUUGGACUGUGGAUUGUGUCAUUCAUUGGCAGUUUCUUCAAUUUUCUUACACUGGUUUAUAUUGGUAUCCUUCUCAGUCUUUCCGCUCCUUUAGUGUAUGAUAAGUAUCAGGAUCACAUCAAUGAAAAGUUAUGUGUAGCACAUAGAUACGUACAGAUGCAAUACAGGAUGCUUAACGAGAAUGUUCUAAGGAAGUUACCAUUACCCUUAAAUAAGGAGAAGAAGAUGCAAUAGGCAUAGUACCUCACUCGAUGAUCAGUAACUUCACAAGAAUAUGCAGGCGCAGAUUGGCUGGCUUUUUCAACAGGAUGAUCAGUAUAUCUGAAGAUUUUGAUCAGAGGCAUUGAGAUUGCUUUUAAAAGCGAUGUACUUCAGAAUUCUAGAUCUCUUAGAAAGUUGUGGUAUAUAGUUUAACAUAGAUGUAUUCCGACUUUGACUUCGGGUGAAAACUGAAAUCAAUAUUGUUUGAUUUUGCUUGGCUAUUUCGGUUUCACACUCUGGGUUCUGUAAUUUUGAUUUUGGCAAUUAUCCUUUGUUAUUUGAACUAAAUGAAAAUAAAUUUGCAUA
Molecule: messenger RNA, 1061 nt
Organism: Cucurbita pepo subsp. pepo (vegetable marrow)
Lineage: Eukaryota; Viridiplantae; Streptophyta; Magnoliopsida; Cucurbitales; Cucurbitaceae
Product: reticulon-like protein B11
Biological process (GO): response to bacterium
Source: RefSeq, a predicted model, not a curated record